GACUGGAUCUAAUUAUUUGUGACCGUUGUCAUUGAAUACGACUAAUGGCAACAAGAAAAAUGAUUAGCAACACCUUCAUAUUUCGCCAGUUUUCAUCCAAAAUCAAUAUUUUAGACAAAACGUAUCCAACAGAUUCGUGGACAAAUUUAACACCGAAAAUUCUUUCAUACGUUGGAAAAAAUCUGCACUUAGUUCCGUACCAUCCUCUGUCUCUUCUGCGGCAACGAAUCGUUAAUUAUGUUCAGGAUAUUUAUCGCAAAAGAACUAAUGAAAAAUUAUGCGUGUACGACAUGUUAAAUCCUGUUGUGACUGUUUAUCAGAAUUUUGAUUCUCUAUUGAUUCCUAAGGAUCACAUUAGUCGAUGUAAGAAUGAUUGCUAUUAUGUAAAUCGAGACCAUUUGUUAAGAGCCCAUACAACGGCCCAUCAAGCCGAACUUAUUUCUAAAGGAUUGAAACAGUUUCUUGUUGUUGGGGAUGUUUAUCGUCGGGACGAGAUUGACUCUACUCAUUAUCCGGUAUUUCACCAAAUUGAUGGUGUUGGGCUUUAUACGAUGGACAGUUUCCGGGAUAUCGCAAAUACAGAGAACGUGGAACUUUUCGAACGUAAAGGCGUAGAAAGUUCAUAUAAACAAAAAUGUCAUACUAUGGAAGCAGUAAAAAUAAUGGAGGAUGAGUUGAAAAGCGUUCUUCUCGGACUGGCAUGGACCAUUUUUGGAAAAGACGUGCACUUCCGGUGGACCGAUGAUCAAUUUCCAUUCACUCACCCAUCCUGGGAGUUAGAAGUAGAGCACAAAAAUAAAUGGAUAGAAGUUUUAGGCUGCGGCAUAGUCCAUCAGGAAAUUUUAAACAGAGCUGGAGCUAAUGACUCCAUUGGUUGGGCAUUUGGUCUUGGCCUCGAACGAUUAGCUAUGUGCUUAUAUGAUAUACCUGAUAUCAGAUUAUUUUGGAGCACCGAUCCAGGAUUUUUAAACCAGUUUAACGGAGCUAGUCCUGAAACAUUAAUAACAUAUAAGCCUGUAAGUAUCUAUCCGCCGUGUACAAACGAUAUAAGUUUCUGGUUACCUCAAGAUGGAGAUUACUCAUCAGCUGACUUCUACGACAUCGUGAGAGAAAUCGCAGGUGAUAUAGUGGAACAAAUCAAGUUAAUAGACGAAUUCGUUCAUCCGAAGACAAUGCAGUUAUCUCACUGCUACAAGAUUGUUUACAGACAUAUGGAGCGGACACUGUCCCAGAAAGAAGUGAAUGAUAUACAUAAAAGUAUCCAGAACGCGGUGUCUUCUAAGCUACGUGUUUCGAUUCGCUAAUUUUGUUUCUAUAGUAAAUACGAGUAUAUUUAUUAUUUUAUUCGUUGAGGCGCAGCCAGACAAAAUUACACGUGCAUCAACACAAGUCAUGUAAAUGAAAUAUUCCUGAAUUACUAGCAAGUAUUGUUAUCCCUAGUAGCACAGAAUAAUUUCUAAAUUAUUUUUUUGUAAUCUUUGCUCAUUAUCUGAAGUGACAGAUUUGUUAAGAUAUUUUGAAGAUUUCAUUUGAUGAUAUCUAAAAUAUUUGUUGACAAUCUCAAUGAUAAAUUUAAUUUUAAUAAUUUAUAGAUAUAUAAUAAAAAUACAAUUUUUACUUUACCAUUGGAUCACUUUGGAUUAUUGGACACUUUUUACUUUACCAUUGGAGCAAUUUGGAUUAUUGGACACUUCAUUUGGUAUCAUG
Orussus abietinus is the source of this 1707-nucleotide messenger RNA. RefSeq names its product probable phenylalanine--tRNA ligase, mitochondrial (gene PheRS-m). NCBI's taxonomy places the organism in Eukaryota, Metazoa, Arthropoda, Insecta, Hymenoptera, Orussidae. Gene Ontology annotation, cellular component: cytoplasm; mitochondrion. The record is from RefSeq and is a predicted model, not a curated record. The transcript is spliced from 3 exons. Gene Ontology annotation, molecular function: ATP binding; tRNA binding; phenylalanine-tRNA ligase activity. The coding region runs from base 45 to 1304 and encodes 419 amino acids. Gene Ontology annotation, biological process: phenylalanyl-tRNA aminoacylation.